Molecule: messenger RNA, 1612 nt
Organism: Bursaphelenchus okinawaensis
Lineage: Eukaryota; Metazoa; Nematoda; Chromadorea; Rhabditida; Aphelenchoididae
Source: the annotation of a GenBank genome assembly
AUGGGUGUCGUAAGUCAAAUUUUGCUUUUAUUUGUUUGGAAUUUAGGUUAAUUUAUCUCUAUUUAAGUUUUUGUUGUUAUACAAAUCUCGAAAAAGCUUAUAAGGUCAAGAAGGACAAGUUAUUGAGCUAUAACACUUUCAAAAUUAGGUUCAAAGAUAUUGUUUUAGAUGAGAUACGUGAGUAUAAUAGUGGACUACUCUAGUGCAAUGUUAUCAACCCAACCUUUGUAUCCGUCACUUAUCUCGGUCUCAAUCCGGUUGUUGAAGGAUUUUGUGCAAAAAUUCUUUCAAUUUAAUCCGAUAGCUCAGAUUGGGAUCAUUUUAUGCACAGAUCGCCGUCCAAAUCGACUGGUUUCGUUUACAAGUAAGUUAUUUGUUUCGAAUAUUGUAUGUUUAGGUGAUACAAGGACCUUACUGGAGUGCUUAAAUGGUUUGGACUAUGCUUCUUGUACUGGAGAGUUUUCUUUACAAAGUUCUAUCCAAAUGGCCGCUAGUGAUCUAAGGUAAUAUAAGUUUUUGAAAGGUUAUUAGGGAUCUGGAGGGAAAUCUAAUGUAAUUUACGUAUGAUUAGUAGCAUAAGCAGAUAAUAUACUUUGUUUUGCAAUAGUUUUCAUAUGUUAUGCUUUAGCUUUUGAAGAGUUAUGUUAAAGUUUGUUAAUAAUAUCUACGUUAACAUAAAGAUUCUUGUUAUUUUAUGUUUUUUUAUUAAUUUCAGCGUUCAACCCGGCUAUGCAAGUCGAGAAAUAGUGGUAAUAUCCGGUAGUUUGGCUACAAUUGACCCUGGCAACAUUUUUAGCACAUUUGAGGCAAGUUUAAUAAUAUUUUAGGCUAAAACUUCAAAGCUUUUUAAAUUUAAUUUUUUGAGACUUCAUGACGAUUUUGUAAUUUAAAUUUUUACUUCAGGACCUCAAACGACAACAGAUUAGAGCAUCAACAAUUGGGUUAUGUGCUGAAUUGUUCGUAUUUCGUAAAAUGUCAUCUGUAACGCAUGGUCGAUGUGAUGUUGUACUUGAUGAAGGUCAUUAUAAGAAAAUCUUGGAUGAUUACAUAAAGCCAGUCGUUUUGCCAAAAGAAUCCGAAAGCAAUUUGAUUCGAGUUUGUUUUCCAGUUAGGGAUGUUGUUUUUGAGCCUCCGGUUUGUGUUUGGUAAGUAUAAUGGGCUUUGAUAGGUUUAUUAUUGUUGUUUUUGAUGGGUAUAGGGAGGUAAUUGGUCUGAAAUUGUUUUUUUAACUAAAAUUAUUUUAGGCUAUACAAUUUUUAUCAUUUUUUGAAUCAUUUCAGCAACUAAAACCUCUUAUUUCAGCCACCGCGACGACUUUUCCGACCUAGAACAAGCCUAUAUCUGUGCUCAAUGUGGAGCUCACUUCUGUAGCACUCCAGUCGAAUGUGGAGUGUGUGGCGUACUUUUAAUAACCUCACCUCAACUAGCAAGAACAUUUCAACAUCUUCUUCAACUAGACGACUUUAAACAGGAUUCUGAAGCCGGAUCUUGUUAUGCAUGUCAUGGAAUGGCAGAAAAACGCUUUUCUUGCCCAAAAUGUGAUGAGAAGUUUUGUGAAGAUUGUAAUGAACUGAUACAUAGGAGUCUGCAGAUAUGUCCAUCUUGUGCUUGA